AUGGCUCUGAAGGCCUUUUCAUCCGUCAUACUUCUCUCGCUAGUUACAAAGCAUGUCUACGCUGAAGACGUCCCUUUCUCGCCUUGUCCACUCUUGGGACCGCGCUUUCCGAUUCCUACACAGCUCUCAGCAUCACCAAUACUCCAAUCAGGACUAAAGAACUUGACAGACGCCUUUGACGACUACGUGACCAGCUUAAAUGGAACCUUCGGGCCGACAUCCUCCAGCACAUCUUUCAGUGUCGCUCUCUUUUCGACCGAAGAUACAGAUUCCACGCAACCGUUCUUGUACGAGUAUCAUCACACGGCACCUUCCUUUGCAAAUGAGACUUCCGGUACAUUAGAAGUCGACGCAGAUACUGUCUAUCAGAUCGGUGACUCGACGACGCUGUUCACGACAUGGCUUUUUCUCAUAGAGGCUGGAGAACAACACUGGACUGAUCCCGUCAGUAGAUGGGUCCCAGAACUCCUAGAUGCUGCGAACGGCACGGCCUCUGGUAUAUCAGUCGAUUGGGACGACGUAACUCUCGGAGAUCUCGCUGCGCAUCUGGGAGGCAUCGGGCGAUACGCUCCAUCCAACAUGACUGGCGAAAUUGAGUCCUUGCUCAACGGCUUGACGAAUGCGACCAUUACAGCUCCUUGCGACUCUAUCUCAGCAGCUUGCGAACGCGCAGACUUCCUGUCGUACUUUGGCCGCCGCGCCCCGGUCUUCGCAGCCGGAACAACUCCAAUAUUUUCCAACGCCGGUUUCAUCAUCCUGGCCUACGCUCUAGAAUCCAUAACCGGCCAGCCAUACGAGUCAAUCCUCGAGAGCUCCAUCAUCCAACCAUUGAACCUCUCGCGAACAACGUAUCUCCAACCAUCGACGCAGAACAGUACCGCUCUAACGUACCCCUCGCAAAGCGCUUCUCUCAACGCAAUCGAAGGUCCGUACAACGGGCUUACAUCCUCCGCGCACGAUAUGUCCACCGCCCUCCGCGCCGUCCUCGCCUCCACACUCCUCCCUCCAUCGACCACACGCCGCUGGCUCAAACCUGUUUCGCACACAUCCAACCUUGUCAACUCCGUGGGUCGCCCCUGGGAGAUCUAUUCUCUGUCCGAUACGCCGAUCUCCCCCGUGAUACCAGUCUAUCAAGUCCGCGGCAACGUAGGCUUGUACGCCUCUCACAUCGGCCUGGUACCAGAUUACAACAUGGGAUUUGUUAUCCUGGCUGCGGAUAGCGAGGGAAGCCCAGAUCUAAAUGCGCAUGCGGAUAUUAUUGCUACGGAGCUGAUACCUGCACUGGAGCAGAGUGCGAUUGUAGAGGCAUCGACGGCGUACGCUGGGACUUAUGUUUCUGAUUCUAACAUGACGCUGGUUGUUGCGCAGGCGACUGAUAGCAGCCCAGGGCUCUCUGUGUCACACUUCCGUUUGGGGGAUAAGGAUAUAAGAGCAGCGUAUGCUGAGCUGAAUAGUAUCGACCCGGAGAAUCUGAGCUUUCGGCUAUAUCCGACGAAUGUGGGCGGCGACGGGAAGCAGAUGGUAUUCAGAGCGAGCUUCCAGGACGUUAGCGCGCUGGCAGAUGCUGGGACACCGACUUGCGAUACGUGGAGAUACAUUGAUCAGUUCCAGUUGCACGGAGUUAGCUUGGACGAGUUUGUGUUCGAGAUUAAGGGUGGGAAGGCUGUUGGCGUAACGGUUCCGGCGUUCAACGCUACGCUCUUGAAGCAAGGGGAGAGGGUGAUGUGA
Messenger RNA from Didymosphaeria variabile, 1728 nucleotides. RefSeq lists its product as uncharacterized. NCBI's taxonomy places the organism in Eukaryota, Fungi, Ascomycota, Dothideomycetes, Pleosporales, Didymosphaeriaceae. The record is from RefSeq and is a predicted model, not a curated record. The coding region runs from base 1 to 1728 and encodes 575 amino acids. The transcript has a single exon.